GAAGGGUACAGUAUAGCGCCUGGAGUAGCUGUAAUGAUAGCCUUUGCUGGCCUCCUAAAUUCAAUCAACAACCCAAGUCCCAUCCACCUUCUGCUAAAUCGGAGGAUGUGAGCCUCACCCUCACUGACUCCAGAGGACUAUCCUACUGGUUUAAAACCAAGUGAUUUGCUAAUGUAAUCAAACAACAAAAAAACUUGUUGUCGUGAGAACGGUCAGAAACUUGAUCUUUUUCUGUGCCCUGUAUACAAAGAAAAUUUGGCUUUCUACUUACUUUCUGUUGACCUUUGUGCACACAUUGCUGCAUGUCGAGGCCAGCGCUAUUAGAUCUUGAAUGGCACAUAAUAGGGCAGCAUGUGGUGUCGAAGGCUGGCACGGCUUUAUCCUGUCACAAGGGGAUUCCUAACAAAAGCGGUUACAAGUCAAGCGCGUCUUUCAUCCAGACCCCACAAUACCGCUCCAUCUGUGAAUCGCUGGCUCAGUACGGCACCAGAGAUUCACGCCUGCUCAUGGAACUUACACAAUGAUCACCUCGAGCUACUCUAUUCUGGGUCUUGUAUGCGUUUUGAUUACAUCUGGUUGCGGGACCACUGCCGCUCUGCUUCCUGUUAUAAUUCCAAAACAAACCAGCGGAGCCUCGACACGGCCAGCGUGGAACUGGACAUCAAACCUAAACAAGUGAGAGUGGACGAGACAACCCUCUAUCUAACAUGGCCAGAUGGACAUAUGACCCGAUAUGGUUUAGAAUGGUUGAUGGAGAAUAGUUAUGAAGGACAGAAGCAGCAACUUGUCCAGCCUCGGAUUUUGUGGAAUUCAAUAAUAUACAAGGAGGCAGAUGUUCCAUCCGUCAGUUUCUUAGACUUCCUGGAAACAAAUGAAGGACUGAGACAUUUCCUGCAGAAUUUCUUACUAUAUGGCAUUGCCUUCGUGGAUGAUGUCCCCCCUACCCGAGAAGAUACCGAGAGAGUCGCAAUGCGCAUCAGCCACAUCAGGGAGACCAUUUAUGGCAAGAUGUGGGAUCUCACUUCUGACUUCUCACGUGGUGACACCGCGUAUACCAAAUUAGCUCUGGAUCGGCACACUGAUACCACGUACUUCCAGGAGCCCUGCGGUAUGCAGCUCUUCCAUUGCUUGCGUCACGAGGGGACAGGGGGCCGCACCUUGUUAGUGGACGGCUUCUACGCCGCAGAUCAAGUCCGUCAACGCCACGGUGAUGAUUUCAAGCUGCUCAGCAACGUGCCGCUGAAACACGAGUACAUCGAGAGCGUGGGAGGGAGUCAGAACCACAUGGUGGGCAUUGGACCCGUGCUCAACGUUUACCCGUGGAAUAAAGAGCUUUAUAUGAUCAGGUACAAUAACUACGACCGAGCCGUUAUUAAUACGGUACCGCACGAUGUGGUACGGAGGUGGUAUGCCGCACAUCGCACACUAACCAACGAACUGAGGAGGCCUGAAAACGAGCUGUGGGUGAAGCUCAAACCAGGAAAGGUACUAUUUGUUGAUAACUGGAGGGUAUUACACGGACGAGAGUCAUUUACAGGAUACAGGCAACUUUGCGGCUGUUACCUCACCCGGGACGAUGUAUUGAACGUUGCACGUCUACUUGGCCUAAAAGCUUGAGAUGAGAUAUAAUAAACUCCAUGGCAAACCAUUUCCAAAGCAUUUUACCACCCAGAGAGAGCUCAGCUCGCUUAUUGAGUCUCCCACAAUCCCUGAAUUCUGAAGGUUUUUCGCACUUUUUGAAACCAGUUUUUUUACUGGCCGAGACCAAGACUAUCUUUUAAGGUUUUAAAGCUGAUUUUUGUUCUUAGCUCCCAAUUUUACUCCCUGAUAUGAUUUUAAAAAAUAUACUACCUUCCUACUAAACCUCCCGCAAGUACAGAAUUAUGGACAAGUAAGACGAGACAUGCAGCUGAAUUCAAGACAGCCUCUUGCUCUUCAUGUAGGCCAACAUAAAGGUCAACUAUGGUUGAGGACAUUGAUAACUGGACACCAGCACUUUGAAAUACACAUUUGUCCCCGAUCUCCUGGUUGUGAAUUAAAAACAUCUGCUUUAAUGCUAUCGAGCAUUCAGUUUCUAAGUGCCAAGAUUAUUUUCCAGCUAAAUAUGCAAACUCAGCUUUAAUAUAGGAAUUGUCAACAUUUAUUAGCGUUCACGAAAUCCCAUCUGACGCAGGAUAUCUGGUACGCUCAGACCAGCAUCUGAAACGGCACUUGACCAUAUUUUUGUUUUUGUUUUUUUUACAUUUUUAGGUAAAUUUUAAGUGCCUUUUGGUUGGCGCUCAACUUCAUUUGUAAAAACACCACUACAGUGAUGUUUAUUGUACGCAAUUCAAAUUAUUGUCAGCGUUUUAUUAUGAAUGUGAUGGCGCUAUAUAAAAAAAUAAACUAAUAAUAAUUGU
Molecule: messenger RNA, 2399 nt
Organism: Spea bombifrons (plains spadefoot toad)
Lineage: Eukaryota; Metazoa; Chordata; Amphibia; Anura; Pelobatidae
Gene: TMLHE
Product: trimethyllysine hydroxylase, epsilon
Exons: 8
Coding region: 352-1617 (421 amino acids)
Biological process (GO): carnitine biosynthetic process
Cellular component (GO): mitochondrion
Molecular function (GO): trimethyllysine dioxygenase activity; iron ion binding
Source: RefSeq, a predicted model, not a curated record